AAGACCGACUUGGUUAUCUUGCCUUUGAAUUCAGUUAAUUACAGGAAUACCCUCGUGGAAUAUCCAAAAUUCGCAUCAUUUGGAGCUUCCUUAUGGAUGUCGUAGACGGAGGAGGAGGAGUUGAUCGGGGACGAAACCCUAGAGCAACAGCUAUGGAGAGGAGGGAUUCAGAUGAUAAGAUCGCAGAGCCUUCUUGGUUCUCUCCUAAAAGGCUUCUCUUUGUGUUUUGUGUUGUCAACUUGAUAAACUAUAUCGAUCGAGGAGCUAUUGCAAGUAAUGGUGUCAAUGGGAGUCGUGGUAGUUGCUCCUCCGGUGGUACUUGCUCAGCUGGGACCGGAAUACAGGGGGAUUUCAACUUGAGCAACUUUCAAGAUGGUGUUUUGUCUUCUGCUUUCAUGGUUGGCCUUCUUGUCGCCUCUCCUAUCUUUGCUUCUGUUGCCAAGAGUGUUAACCCGUUUAGGCUUAUUGGAAUUGGGUUAUCCAUCUGGACUCUGGCUGUGAUUGGCUGCGGUUUAUCCUUUGAUUUUUGGUCCAUCACAUUCUGUCGAAUGUUUGUUGGUGUUGGUGAGGCAUCAUUUGUAAGCCUCGCUGCCCCAUUUAUCGACGAUAAUGCCCCUCAAGCUCAGAAAUCAGCGUGGCUUGCAAUGUUCUACAUGUGUAUUCCGACUGGGUAUGCUCUUGGCUAUGUAUAUGGUGGACUGGUGGGGAGUGUUCUUCCGUGGCGUGCUGCAUUUUGGGGAGAAGCUAUACUUAUGCUUCCUUUUGCUGUUCUAGGUUUUGUUAUCAAACCCUUGCAUUUGAAAGGUUUCGCUCCUGAUGAUAAAGUAAAACCCCGGACAGAUAACUUGAACGUUUUGCCAACUGGUUAUGGGUUCUCAGCUGUCUUGAAAGAUUUGAAACUGCUUCUGGUAGAUAAGGUUUAUGUUACAAACAUCCUCGGGUAUAUUGCUUACAACUUUGUCUUAGGCGCAUAUUCUUAUUGGGGUCCAAAGGCUGGUUAUAACAUAUACAAGAUGGAAAACGCUGAUUUGAUAUUUGGAGGGGUUACAGUUAUCUGUGGAAUCGUUGGCACAUUGUCUGGAGGAUUUGUCUUAGAUUUCAUGGAUGCUACUAUCUCAAAUGCUUUCAAGCUUCUGUCAGUUUCAACAUUUAUAGGAGGCCUGUUCUGCUUUGUUGCUUUCUGUUUCAAGAGCAUGUAUGCAUUUCUAGCUUUCUUUGCUGUUGGUGAACUUCUCGUCUUUGCCACACAGGGUCCUGUGAAUUUCAUAGUUCUCCAUUGUGUGAAACCAAGUUUGAGACCACUUGCAAUGGCCAUGUCUACUGUCUCCAUCCAUAUCUUUGGAGAUGUUCCUUCCUCACCACUCGUUGGAGUUCUUCAGGACUACGUGAACAAUUGGAGAGUGACUGCUCUUGUUCUUACAUUUGUUCUCUUUCCAGCUGCUGCAAUUUGGUCCAUAGGGAUCUUCCUAAACAGUGUGGAUCGUUAUAACGAAGAUUCAGAGUCUGAUGCUGUGACCAGAGAAUCAGCCGUAGCACCUCUUCUCGAGGAAGCAUGAGACAGCAACAAAGAGAGAAACUAACAAUGUCACAGUGUACUAAGGAAUCAGUCUAUGUAUGGUUUAUUCAUUAUCUCUUUUCUCUACUUUCUUGUACAAAGAUAUGUACUUAAACAUAAACAAUUACCUUGAAGUUGUAUAAUGCCUCUUGUUCUUA
Messenger RNA from Raphanus sativus (radish), 1713 nucleotides. Its product is annotated as probable sphingolipid transporter spinster homolog 2. The transcript has 14 exons. Gene Ontology annotation, biological process: transmembrane transport. Gene Ontology annotation, molecular function: transmembrane transporter activity. Bases 93 to 1556 code for a protein of 487 amino acids. The record is from RefSeq and is a predicted model, not a curated record. Gene Ontology annotation, cellular component: membrane. NCBI's taxonomy places the organism in Eukaryota, Viridiplantae, Streptophyta, Magnoliopsida, Brassicales, Brassicaceae.